ACCAAACACCUUUUCCCAAACAUACAAGGAAAAGGUCAAAACAAAACUCAAUCUCAAAACCAAACAGAAUAGGCCUAAAACACAAAACAAACUCAAAUAAAAUUCAAGUCAUAUUCUAACAUGAAUAUUAUAAUGCAAAACAUAGAUGGAUAGAUCGACCCAACCCCAUUUGGCCACUUGGUAGAUUGGAGGAUAAGGUGGUGUGAGGUUGUCAGUGAUGGCUUGCUGCAGCCCUCGUGGGCGAUGACUUGUAAAUAAUGACAGGCCGGCGCCGUGUCCGGAGCGAAUUGAAAGUUUAGAGAAUCAAACGCAAAGCAAGACUGGUUCAGGCAUUUUCACGAACAGUUUGCGUGCUAACAAGGGGAAUGAAUCUACCCGAUGCGAUUCCGAACAGUCCAAAAAUGAGACCUGAGGGCGGCGACGCCGUGAAUGCGAGAAAGGUUACUUGAGACGGUAGCUGCCUUUUGAAGAUUGAAGAUGGGGAAAUGGUGGUUCCGUGUUUUCUUCUUCAAACUCUUCCUUUUGUAUCCAAUCUCAUCGCCGAACUGGUCAGCAGGCUUAUCGUGUGAGGAAAUCCAAAUCCUAGCUUGUUUGCUCUGAAUUCUGAUGAUUUUGCAACCGCCAGAAUGGAGUUAAAGAUUUGUCAAUGUGACCAUAAGUCCAUAACCAUCUUUUGGAGAAUGCUUCGCAUGGAAAUUACAAAAUGAAUGGGUUAAAGACACAUUUGGUCACUAAGAUUACUAAAUCGGGACAUAUUUAGUCACUAUAAAAUGUUAAUAUCAAAUUUGGUCACUAUAAUUACUAAAACAGGACACAUUUCGUCACUCGCCGUUAGUUGCCGUCCAACUCCGUUAACAGAGUCCGUUAUGUGCUGACGUGGCUAACGUGAGCGCCUAGUCAGCGCUUUUUUGGUCAGGAAAUGGUCAAACCCGACCCGACCCGCCACGUCAGACAUCCAACACAAACCAUUAACCCAACCCGACCCAGAAAUAAACCCCAACCCACUUAAAAAAACAAAUCAGUUUCCAUUUGCAGACCCAAAAACCCUUCUCCUUCCUCUGUCAUCCAAUCCCCACUCCACGACCACCCCCGCCAUGUCAGCCCAACCGCCGCCGUCGGCGAUCAUAAGUGCUUAACCCAUCUAAGAGAAUCACAGAUGUAAAGAAAAUCUCCUUUUCUCCAACCAAGCUCAUCCCUCUCUCUUUCUCCACUCUCUCCACAGUCUAACAAGUCACAACCACCAUUUCACUCCUUCUUUCACAACUUCAAUUCGGUUCCAUGGCCUGCAAUUCCAACCACGGCGGCGGCUGCGCAAGAAAAUAGAGUGACUAAUGGAAGGCAACAGUAGUAACAGUGCAGUAGGCAGAGCACUAAUGUACAACAAUGCUUCAUCAUCCGAGAGCCAGCAGAACCAUCUUUUCCGACAACAAUAAUCUCCAUUGGCUUCCCCAAACGGUAAUUUCAGCAAUUCCAAUGACGGCCAACAGAUCCCCAGAUCUGAUUAUCACCACCACCAUAUAAAUCCUUACCCAACAACCUUCGUCCAGGCAAAUACCUCAACUUUCAAGCAAGUCGUACAAAUUCUCACCGGAUCCGCCGACACAGCCAAACAAGCCUCCUCCCCAAGAUCCUCUGCCACCGCCGCCAGCGAUGAGGGGCAUCACCCAUUUCCCCAUUCCUCCCAUCAGAAGCAUACCCAACAAGAAACAACAGCAGCAGCAACUCUACGAGAGGAGGAGCAACAGCUUCAAGCACUCUAGCCUCAUGAUCAACACUCUGCUUCUAGGCGCCGGACGUUUCGACUUCCAUUCCAAUCUCAUCUCGUCUUCUUCCCCUUCCUCCGCCUCCGUUGCGGAGAUCUUGUCGCCGAGCUUGCUGGAUUUCCCCAAGCUGACGCUGAGCCCAGUGACUCCGUUGAAUCAAGACACAUUCUUCCACAAUAACGGCGCCCUGUCACCCUACCCCUCAUCGGCGGGGAACUGCAGCAGUAACAGCAGCUCAUCCUCAUCGUUGGAGGAGGAAGACCGGGCGAUUGCGGGAAAGGGGUUCUUUCUGCAUCUCUCUCCGGUGUCGACCCCGAGAGAAUCCGAGCCUCAGCUGCUGAAUCUGUUCCCUCUGACGUUGCCGAGGGCAGAGGAAUCGCAGCCCUAAAAAUUUUCUUUACAUCUGUGAUUCUGUUGGACGGCGGGGGUGGUCGUGGAGGUGGGAUUGGAUGAUAGAGGAAGGAGAAGGAAACUGAUCAGUUUUGUUCUUUAAGUGGGUUAGGGUUUAUUUCUGGGUCGGGUUGGGUUAAUGAUUUGGGUUGGAUGUCUGACGUGGCGGGUUUAGUGACGUGGCGGGUCCGGUUGGACCGUAUCCGGCCGAAAACGACGCUGACUAGGCGCUCAAGUUAGCCACGUCAGCACUUAACGGACUCUGUUAACGGAACUGGACGGCAACUAACGGCGAGUGACUAAAUGUGUCCCGUUUUAGUAAUUACAGUGAUCAAAUUUGAUAUUAACAUUUUCUAGUGACUAAACAUAUCCCGAUUUAGUAAUCUCAGUGACCAAAUGUGUCUUUAACCCCAAAAUGAAUGGAGUUAAAGAUUUUGAAUACAAAAUUAGGCCAAGGAUAGAAUCAUAGAAAGAAAAAAAGAUGCAUCGUCAUUUUCUCUACAAUGAACUUAAAACUUGUAUUUGAGACUAUCAAAAAAAAAAAUUCAAAAGAUAUCAUAUAUUGAUCACAAAAAAAUAGAUAGUUACACCCUGGAAACCAGUCAGGCCCGGAAAUCAAAGAAGCAACACAUAGUCGGAUACAAAGAGAGGGUUUUUCUAGCUACUGAAUGAGCUACCCUAUUGUUCUCCCGACCUAUAAAUCGCACACUAAACUCAGGCCGGGCGCGAAAAUAAUGACAUAUCUCUUCCAGGACAGCACCCAACCGGUUAUCCCUUGUGUCGGCUUGAUUAAGCUUAUCAAUAAUCACCUUGGCAUCGCCCUCGAACCGGACCGCCGACAAGCCACACUCCAAACACCAAAUAAUAGUCUCCCGAAGCACGAGCAAUUCCACCACUGCAUGCUCAUAUAAUUGAGGAAACUGAACUCCCUUAGCCAGAAGGAGCGUCCGCUCCGGGGUUAGAAUAACCAUCCCACCAGCCGAAUGUGACCCACUCUUAGUGGCCCCAUCCCACAUACAAAUCAACCGUGAAUCACCCACUUGAGUUACUGGUUGAACCAACAGACACUCCAACCUAGGGGCCUGAUCCAUUGGCAAGCCCACCCAUUCCUCAUAUUGUUGGUUAAAUUGUCGCAUGAGCGUCGGGAUCCCAAAUUGUUUACCUUCAAAGACAACCCAAUUACGAGACCGCCAGAUUUGCCAAAGGAUGGCAACAACAGCCAUAACCAUCGAGGGUUGAUGGAUCAACGCCAGCAGACGUUUGAGGAAUAAAGGAAAGGAGCGCCGAGGCAAACCCUCUCCCAAGUAUUCUAGCCCUGAAUAAUCCCAGAGAGCCCGCGCAACCGGACAAUAAAGAAACAGAUGUUUCAUCGUCUCCGGGCCAUCCCAGCAAACUGGACAUCGCGGCAGCACAGGAACCUUUUUCUCAAUAAGCGCCUCCGUAGUUGGUAGAGCCCGAUUAAGAAUUUGCUAGACAAAGACCUUUAUCUUCGGAGGAAUCUUAGCUUCCCACACCCUGAUCCAACUUGGCUUAUCCAUCCAACUAGCCGAGGAUCGCCACCCACCCCUCCUCCUGUCCAAAUCUACAGCUAAAUGGUAAGCCGACUUUACCGAAAAAACCUCGUCUGUCGUGUUAUGCCAAAUAAGCUUGUCAGCUACAUUCCGUCGCGGAAGUGGAAUAACCUUAAUGGCGCCGUAGGUAGGCGGUCAAACCAUAGACUAAGCUUAUCAUCAGACCAUCGACCUUCCCCUUCACAAAUAACCUCCGCCACCAAGGGAUCACCCCAACCUGGCAGGAUCAACGGAUUAUAGCAAGGGGGAUCGAGUUGGUAUCCAGGAAUCCAGUUAGAGUGGAGAAGAGAGGCCGAUUGGCCAUUGCCAACCAGUCAUCUUAAACCCAUCUCCAAUAACUGUCGCUCAUAGAGGAUACUCUACCACCCCCAUGAGGGGCGUGAUCUAGCCGUCGCCCUCAGGAAUGAACCUUGAGGGAAGUA
Molecule: messenger RNA, 4146 nt
Organism: Linum trigynum
Lineage: Eukaryota; Viridiplantae; Streptophyta; Magnoliopsida; Malpighiales; Linaceae
Source: the annotation of a GenBank genome assembly